UUGUUCAUUUCAUAUCGUAUGGUGAUAGCGUGAUAGCUUUAUCAUUGUUCUGUUUAUGUGCGAGUAUCCAUCAUUAAUUUGAUAAUAAACGAAGCGACUCGACUUAGGUUACUUAGUGGUACCGGUAUCUAAUUGAUCACUCGUUAAGUUGAGAAUUUGAAAAAAAAAACUGGCAUAAUAUCUAGGUAGUCAGCAGUCAGCACUCAGCACUCAGCAGUAGGACGGAAUCGAUCGUGAAAAAUGAAGCAAUUAUUCGAUGCGAAGCUAAAAAGAAACGUCGCCUGCAAGUUGAAGAAAUUUCGAAAGUUGCACAGCGAUUCUAAUGCGCCACCAAAAUUACCAGACUGCGAGUAUACGUCGAAUUCGUACCAAGGGCCCGCUUACGAAAACGUCCAAAAGAUCAGAAAUGGAAACGUGAUCGCGUCGUACAAUCAGUAUUACAGAAAGCCACUAUUAUUACACGAGGGAAAAAUGCAGUGGCUAUUCGAUCACCAAGGGAAACGAUAUUUAGACAUGUUCGGCGGCAUAUGCACCGUUAGCGUUGGUCAUUGUCAUCCAACAGUAACAGCAGCCGCUGAAAAGCAAAUACGCAGUCUAUGGCAUAGCGCCAACGUUUAUCAGCAUCCCAAAUUGUACGAAUACGCCGAAGCUUUGGCCUCUACUUUGCCCGAUCCUUUAAAGGUAGUGUACCUGGUGAACAGUGGUUCGGAGGCCAAUGACUUGGCUUUAUUUUUGGCAAGACUGCACACGAAAAAUUUAGAUAUUAUUUCGUUUCAAAACUGCUAUCACGGGAUGAGUUCAUUCAUGAUGGGUGUAACUUCUUUGCCACCGUAUCGCUAUAACACACCGAUUCCGUCCAAUAUCCAUCACGCGGUAAAUCCGGACGUUUAUCAAGGAUUAUGGGGUGGCAGCCGAUGUAGAGAUUCGUUGGUACAGACUACGAGGAAAUGCGACUGUUGUGCGGAUAAUUGUCUAGCUUCCGAAAUGUAUUACAAACAAUUCGCCGAUAUUUUUAAAUACUCGCUGCCGUUGGGUCAUUUAGCUGCCUUAAUUGUCGAACCAAUUCAGGGUGUCGGCGGAGCUGUUCAAUUUCCCAAAGGAUUUUUGAAAAAAGCUUUCGAUUUGGUUCGCGAGAACGGAGGCGUAUGCAUAGCUGACGAGGUUCAAACCGGCUUUGGAAGAACGGGUGAUCAUUUCUGGGGCUUCGAAAUGCACGAUAUCAAGCCGGACAUUGUGACAAUGGCUAAAGGCAUCGCGAAUGGUUUUCCUAUGGCAGCUGUAGUCACAACUCCCGAAGUAGCCAAGUCACUUACCGGCGCAACUUUGGCACAUUUCAACACGUUCGGUGGUAACGCGUUAGCUUGCAGCGUUGCUCACAGCGUUUUGCAAGUUAUCGAGGAAGAAAAUAUGCAAGCCAACAGCAAACUAGUCGGUUCUUAUUUGAUCCAAGAGCUGGCUAAGCUGAGAGACGAAUUCGAAUGCGUGGGCGACGUCCGAGGCAAAGGUCUAAUGAUAGGCGUCGAACUGGUCCAAGACAAAGUCACCAAACAACCGUUGGUUGGCGAUGAUUUCUUCGACAUAUGGGAAAAUUGCAGAGAUAUGGGUCUUUUGAUCGGACGAGGCGGUUUAAAAGGAAACGUGCUCAGAUUCAAGCCACCUAUGUGCGUAACGUUGGAGGAUGCUCGCUUUUCCGUAGAUGUGUUGAGAAGAGCUCUAUCCGAACAUUACCAUUAAUUCAGUCGACCAACUUUUAGUAUCUACAUCCAUACAAUCUGCUCACCAUUCCGCGAAAGUGAGACGCAAUCGAGAUUCGACAAAUUUACACGGUCCAACAUGUACGAAAUACAUAUGUAUUUGUGCACCUCGUGCACACCCCUACUUGUAUCUCUAUCUACUCAAUAUAUGUAUUGGUUCACAAACUAAAUUUCAUAAAA
This is a messenger RNA of Planococcus citri (citrus mealybug), 1934 nucleotides long. Its product is annotated as alanine--glyoxylate aminotransferase 2, mitochondrial-like. Gene Ontology annotation, biological process: glyoxylate catabolic process. Bases 241 to 1734 code for a protein of 497 amino acids. Gene Ontology annotation, cellular component: mitochondrion. The record is from RefSeq and is a predicted model, not a curated record. Gene Ontology annotation, molecular function: pyridoxal phosphate binding; L-alanine:glyoxylate transaminase activity. The transcript is spliced from 10 exons. NCBI's taxonomy places the organism in Eukaryota, Metazoa, Arthropoda, Insecta, Hemiptera, Pseudococcidae.